Arctia plantaginis is the source of this 3948-nucleotide messenger RNA. NCBI's taxonomy places the organism in Eukaryota, Metazoa, Arthropoda, Insecta, Lepidoptera, Erebidae. The record is from the annotation of a GenBank genome assembly.
AUGUUGUUGUUAAGUGUAAUCCUAGUAAAAUGGAACGAGCCUUAUCAGAAGCUAGCGUCAUGCGACAGCAGCGGGGUGAUCUUCGUGUGGAUCAAAUACGAAGGCCGCUGGAGCAUUGAGCUAAUAAACGACCGGAGUACACCGGUCACGCACUUCUCAUGGUCCCAUGAUGGACGAAUGGCGCUUAUUUGUUAUCAGGAUGGUUUCGUAUUAGUCGGUUCAGUGGCUGGUCAGCGGUACUGGUCGUCCAUGUUGUCGCUAGAUGCUCGUAUUACUUGUGGGUGCUGGACGCCAGACGACAACCAGGUAUACCUCGGUACUGCAUCUGCGCAAUUGGUUGUCAUGGAUGUACAUGGAGCCAUGGUGUCACAAGUUCAACUAGUUGCAGAAGGAGGUAUCACAUCGAUGGCGUGGUCGUGCGAAAAGUUCAAAAUGGAGGAAGGCGAAGAGGGAGGAGAAAAUAACGGCGGUCACGUCUUAGCUGUUGCACUAGGAAAUGGCGAGAUUGUAUUAUUGAGAGGGCAUGAUGACGUCAGUCCUGUGAGGGUUAAGACCGGGCUGAGAGGUACCACACUUGCCAUGGAGUGGGCUAACUCCAGGGAAUUAUUAGCGGUGGCUGGAACUUUGUUACCUGAACCAGACGAGCCGCCUGAUUCGCCUCCGUACAAAAAUGUAGUUAAGUUUUAUUCGGACACUGGAGCUCUUAUCUACACCGUUUUCAUACCAUACACACAGGCUCGAGUGACGGCCCUGACAUGGGGUCAUGCAGCACGUCGUCUCUUCGUUGGGGUAGGCGGAGCUGUGUGCACCGCGCGUGUGUGGCGUGUUGUUGCUCCAUUGCAGUUAUUAGCUCGGGUCCGAGCCGCCCAAGCCCUGAGAGACCCCAGACUGGCUUCGAGACUACCGCUACCGCCGAGACUACAACCCGCGCUAGCUAAUCUCUUCGCUCAUACUAUACGGUGCAACGUGCCAGAAACCAACGAGCUUCGUCGCUUCGUUUCACGGCCUCCUGUCGCCGGUGGUCGUUUGCAUUGCACAAUGCUACGUCAUGAUGAUGAAGAGGCUGGUGCUUACACACUUUACCUUGAACAUCUCGGAGGACUCGUCCCUCUGCUGAAAGGACGUAGAACAAGCAAGAUACGGCCCGAAUUUGUUAUAUUUGAUCCACAAGCUGAAGUGGAGCAAGUGACAAGUUCAAUAGUGGUCCGAGCGAGCAGCAGCAGCAGCAGUGGCGCGGGAAGCUCUUCGAGCGGCGGCGGUACUUCACCCCGCACGCCCCGCACUCGUCCCGCGCGCACUCCGCCCGACUACAUACACCCACACACAUCGUCCUCCGACACUGAGCGGGAGGAAGGUUGUUCUGGAUCACCGAGACUGCAGAGACGUAGACGAGCCAGGGAGAGACGAAAGGUACGAAGCACUACAGAAAAGGACGAACCGCCUGACGAACUUGCUUAUAUAGACUCCUUACCUGAGGACGUCCGCUUAGUAGAAGUUACAUCUAAUAUAUGGGGCACUAAAUUUAAAAUGCAUGGUUUAGCUAAAAAUGUACCCGCUAAUUUAGGACAAGUGACUUAUAAGACCUCCUUGCUACAUUUGCAACCAAGACAGAUGACCCUUACGAUAACAGAGCUUCGGGAUGACUACCCUGUAGGUCCUGAUCCGAAUUUCAACCCUAACAUAUUUUCUGAAGACGAGGAAGAAGUAUUCCAAACCAAUGAUAUCAAUAAUUCUCCGUCUCACACUAAUAAUAAUAUACGUAGGAAGUUAACUCUAAAUGAAAGAAUGAAUAACACAAACAAUACUCUAAAUCAAAAUGAAAAUUUCACAACUAAUAAUAACAAUUCUAAUGGACCGUCCCUGGCGAGAGCUGAGUCAUAUGAUGAAUUUCCUUUCAUUGAUACGAAUGACACUGUAAAUAACGUCACAGAAAGUGUAUAUUCAACACCACUAAGACAUCCAGCCCAACCUACUGAAAGAAGGGUCAAUAAUCCCGCUGGAGUACCUAACCGUCACGCGAUAUCACCCCUGAGGUGUGAAAGUUCAGUUCCUACCUUACAGUCCCCUAAAAAUGCUGUCGCGCCCACGGACAUUAUUUUCGAAAGGCCUUCUCCACAAACGGUCACAUGUGGAGGAGGCCGUGGCGAUUUCUGUGGAGGUAGAACUGACUAUAGUGUUAGAGGCGAUAACAUGUCACUUAAAGGAAACUUAUCUAACAUAGAACAACAAUCCUUUAACUUGAACUUAAGUCUUGAGCCGAGUAGGCAGGUUACCAUUAAAAAGUGCGACAACCAUAUUACUGAUAAUUGCCUUUCGAAACUACGUAAAAAUAUUUGUAGUAGAGGCGAAUCUGCUUCGUAUGAUAUGAACACUAGGAUUCUUAAAUCGCUCUGCAACAAAAGUUACGAGCACGAGGUGCAUCCUGAUGCUUUCAGCAAAAGAGGUGAUGCACUGAAACAUCUUCAGAAAGCUGAGGAUUUGAAGUACAUAGACGAGGAGACUCCAGUAGAUACGAUUAUUAACAAUCUUACUGAAAAGGGUCGAGAAGUAAAGGUACAACGGACAACGACUGUCGUACCCAUCAGCCCCGUCUGUGCCACCAUACCUGUGUAUGAUACGAUGACGCGGAGUUGCAGCGUUGGAUACUUAGACCUCGUCGAUCCUCAGGUGUUGCACGCUCAGGUUAGCCUCGCGGCUUUGCGCGGCGAACCACCCCGUAGGCUGGUACUCGUUAAUAAUAAACGUCAUAAAAGACAGAAGCGACACGUUCGAACCGAUAUUAAACAGACUGAAACCGCAAAAACACCCUGUUUGAGAAGGUGUGGUAAGUCCAGGAGUUUAGAUUCUAGUGAGAUGUCGCUGACGGUGGAUAGAAGUAAGAGGCAGACGCGGACGGAAACGACCACACCGAAAACUGAUACAACUUCAGCGAAUUCCAGUAGUAGGUGUAACAGUGGGGAGGAAAACAGUGGUACUAGCACCGAAGAAAACACGCGAAGAUCGCGGCGCGACUAUCCAGUGUGUACGUUGUGUCGCCUGGUGUCUCCGUACGACCGGCGCGACGUGGACGCGCGCACGUACGUGUGCGCCGCGUGUUCGCCGGCGCCUGCGCCCGCGCCUCCCCCCGCGCCGCUGCCGCGCGCCUCCGCCACCGACAGCGAUUCCGACUACAGCAAGUAUUAUAGUUCAUUAGAGCAACUCGCCUUGCGGUUGUUAGCUUCGCGGUCGUCGAGGAAAGCGGCGAGUAGGGCGGCGGCGGCGGCACGUGAGACCAGCUCGGCGCCCGCGUCGCCGAGGCCGCGGGCGGCGCGGAGCCACCCCGACAGUCCUACGCCCGCAUCGCCCGCCCCGCGCUCGGCACCCCGUCGACAGCGGUACUCUUCCGCUUCACCUAUAAGGCAACUACUGAACUCGCCACUCCUAAAUCGAAGAAGAAACAAGAAGCCGUCCGAGAGUUCUGACGACGAAUACUCCACAGGUGGAGGCUAUAGCGAGGUCAACGGCCGGAAUUACAGAGAUCUCGAGAGCUUCCAGAAAGCACAACUUAGAAAUAAGCUAAAGCGUGCUGGCGGCAACUUGAGUGCAGCAACCUCUUCAAAUAGUAACAACGAUAAUCGCAGCAGUAGCUCCCGGCGUCAGCUAGUCAUGCACAACAAGGCGCCUAUGUGGAAUGAAAACAGCCAAGUCUAUCAACUUGACUUCGGAGGCCGAGUCACACAAGAGUCCGCCAAAAACUUCCAAAUUGAAUAUCAUGGGAAACAGGGACGCAUAGACACCAACACAGCUGAAGCAAAUGACAGUACAAAUAUAAUUAAAAAGUUAUAUUUUCAGGUAAUGCAGUUCGGCCGAAUCGAUGGCAACGCUUACACAUUGGACUUCCAGUAUCCAUUCUCUGCACUGCAGGCAUUUGCUGUAGCCCUCGCUAACGUUACACAACGCCUAAAGUAA